Ruditapes philippinarum (Manila clam) is the source of this 5974-nucleotide messenger RNA. Its product is annotated as agrin-like. The transcript has 35 exons. The coding region runs from base 322 to 5523 and encodes 1733 amino acids. Gene Ontology annotation, molecular function: protein binding; calcium ion binding. The record is from RefSeq and is a predicted model, not a curated record. Lineage: Eukaryota; Metazoa; Mollusca; Bivalvia; Venerida; Veneridae. Gene Ontology annotation, biological process: cell differentiation; multicellular organism development.
UGAAGCCGAUGUUUUAUUGGAAUUACUGCGAUGGUUUUUAGGAGAGCCGCUCAGUGUUGUAUAGAAUAUGCUUGGGUGAAAGAAAGAAAUUACGUUUUAGAAGAGAAAAUAAUAAUCAUACUCGGAUGUUAUUCGAAAAUGAAAUUGCUUCACACUGAUUUUUAUCUCUGAUAUGGCUGUGUAUACCAGUAAUGAAAAAAUUUGACAACAACGUUAAAUUUUGUUGGAUUAUGUUCAAGAUUUGUUGUUUAGAACUUUUUCUUCCUUGAAAAAGUAGAUUCAUCACCUGAGUUUCUGUGAGUGAACUAAAAUAAUAACAUUAUGGAAGUUAUCAAGUCAUUGGGUGAAAGAAACACUGUUCAUAUUAAUGGAAAUAAAAUUGAAUUGAAGACCAAAAUGAAAACUGGGAGAACGUUUAUGAAAACUUCUUUGGAUUUUAGAGAUGCUGUUAGCGUUGAAAAAUUUCAAGUGCCGAAUAAGAACUGUUUACAAUUUAAUAAAAAGGCUUGGCUUAUAAGUCAAGCUUGUUACAAAUUUUUCCACAGAGUUCAUUCCUUUUGGUGCUUAAAAACCUUGCCAACAAGUGUCGCUUUGAUGUUACUGUUUCAAUUAUUUGCACCAAUCUGCGAAUCAUGCUAUGUUUUUCCGCCAGGCAAGAAAAACCCUUGCGCGAAUAUGGAAUGUGAAUUAGGUGCAGUGUGCGUAUCAUCUAAGGAUGGCCUUGAGGCCCGAUGUGUAUGCCCGCGGGUGUGUCAUAACUAUGGUGAUAGUGAUGAAAAUUUACCCGUAUGCGGAAAUAAUGACAAAGAUUAUGACAAUUAUUGUGAGCUUCGUAAAGACUCGUGUAAGUCUAUGAAGGAAAUAAAAGUAAAACAUUAUGGAAACUGUGAUCCUUGUGAAAAAGUGAAAUGCAAUGGCCAAGAAGUGUGCGAGAUCGAAGACCAUAAACCGAUUUGCCGAUGUCAGAAAACAUGCGAGGAUGAUAUAUCACCAAUUUGUGGUAGUGACAAAAAGACAUAUGGCAACCUGUGUUUACUGAAACAGCAGGCAUGCCGUUUAGGGCGAGAUAUCUCAGCACUUUAUGACGGCAAAUGCCAAGGCAGUACAGGAGGAGAAGCAGGUUCCGGCGGCAUUGCAGACGACAACCCAUGUUCCGAAAAGAGGUGCGAGACCUACCAGCUGUGCGUUAUUGACCGCCUCGGUCAGGCAUCGUGUAUAUGUCCAUCACCAUGCCAACAGUUGUUAAAUCCGGUGUGCAGUAGCGAUGGUGUGACAUAUGAUAACGAAUGUGAACUGCGGCGCCAGGCUUGUAUCAGGCAUGCAAGGAUAUAUGUUGCUCAUACGGGACCCUGUGAGGAUCAGGGACCUUGUUUGGAAAGAAAAUGUACUUAUGAUGCCGACUGUAUUGUACAAGAUGGAAGAUCAAGGUGUGUGUGUCCUAACUGCAGUUCUGAGCCCUAUGAUCCAAUGUGUGGCAACAAUGGAAUAACCUACGAGAAUGAUUGCGAAAGACGACAAGAAAAUUGUCAACGUAUGCAAGUAACACAAGUUGAACACAGAGGUCAUUGUAUGGAUUGUACGCUCGACAACAAUUUUUGCAAGUACUACUCCACGUGCGAAACAUCAGACGGCCUCCCUAGAUGUGUAUGCCCCACCAACUGUACACAGUCUAUAACAAAAGUGUGUGGUACAGAUGGUAACACAUAUAACAAUGAUUGUGAACUGAUGGUCGCGUCUUGUAAGAACAGGAAACACAUUUUACUGCAUAGAUUCGGAGAUUGUGAGAACUGUAAUGGUGUUCAGUGUAAAUAUGGAGCAGACUGUGUCCAUGGCACUUGUGUUUGCCCCCAGGUUUGUCCUCAUGACUACCAGUCUGUCUGUGCCAGUGAUGAGAAAACCUACAGAAAUGCCUGCGAGAUGAGGAAAGAAGCAUGCCGAUUGAAUAAGGAAUUAGAAAUAGUAAAGAGUGGCGAAUGUCAUGAGAAUGAAAUAUCUGGGUCAGGAGAAGGUUCAGGGUCGGACUGCGAGGAUAGCUUGUGUGAGCGUUAUGGCGGUACGUGCUACCUUGACAUGGAGGGUAUCUCCAGAUGCUCCUGUAGCUUCAGUUGUGAUGCUGUAAGAUCUCCAGUUUGCGGCUCUGAUGGUGUGACUUAUGGAAACAAAUGUGAACUGGACAAGGCUGCCUGUAAUGGACAAAAAAGAAUUGUUGUGCAAUCAAUGGACAGCUGUGAUGAUAUGGAUGAAGUUUUAUGUGAUGGACUCAGCCCUGUGUUAAAUUCAGCCACUGGUCUUCCAUAUGCGUGUACAGGCGGCCACGAUUGCCCAUCUGGGAGCUACUGCCAUGUGCAAUUCAGAAAGUGCUGUAAUGAAGAACGGUUAUCCGACAUCUAUAUCGAGGACUGCUCGGAGAGUGUUUACGGAUGCUGUGACGAUCAUGUGACUUUUGCUCCGGGACCAGAUAAAAGUGGUUGCCCAGAUCAAUGCCAGUGUAACCCGAUGGGAUCUUUAAGUACGACAUGUCACCCGGUGAAUAAGAAUUGUACCUGUAAGCCAAAUGUAGGAGGUCCAAAAUGUGAUAGGUGUGAGCCCGGCUAUUGGGGCCUGGCCCUGAUCCAUGAAGACGGCAAAUCAGGUUGCAUGGAAUGUCUUUGUGAUCCCAUUGGAGCGAGUAGGAAGGACUGUCAACAAAAUACUGGCCGAUGUCUUUGUAAAAGUGGGUAUGAUGGUCAUAAGUGUGGAAGAUGUAUAAGCACUGGAAGGCCAGCUGGCUCAAUGGGUUGUGAGGGAGCCCGUGUGCCGGAGUUUUAUGACGGUGGACAAACAAAGUCAUGUGGGGAUCUCAUAUGUUACUAUGGUGCCACUUGUUCUGACCAAUACAAAAUCCCACAAUGCUUCUGUGACUUUCACUGCCCGGAGUAUGAUUUCCCGACCACUGGUUAUAUGUGUGCUACUAAUGGCCUGACCUACUUAAGUGAAUGUAGCCUGAAGAAAGAGGCCUGUAAAAGACAGCAGGACAUCAAAAUUGCUUACAAUGGCCCAUGUAGAGAUGUUCUCACCCUUGGUCCUACAGAUGUGCCGUACACUCCGAGGUCACGCAAGACGACCAGACACAUCCAGGCCAGUAACUACAUGACACCAAAAAAAUUAGACCCAACAGUAGGACCACCCAUUUAUACAGUGGACUUUCAUAAAUAUGGUAGGAUAGGAGACCUGUGUUUGGAGGACAGCUAUUGUUUUAUACCUAAUAGUCAUUGUUACCUUGCUCUCUGUCAAUGUAAUGAUGGUUACAUACCAACCUACGAAAAUACUCAAUGUUCAAAAGUGAUUCAGGAAAGUACAAAUGAAGUUAUUCCAGAUGAGAUGAACACAUGCACAUUAAGCCCUUGUUUACACCAAGGUGUCUGUAAACUAGAUGACAACAUAGGAUUCCGAUGCUUAUGUAAACUUGGCAGGACUGGAAACAUUUGUAACAAAAGAACAUCAUUUUCAAAACCAUCAUUUUCGGGUUCUUCAUAUCUCACGUUACAACCACUGGGCAAUAUCACUGAAGAUUUCUAUCUUGAUAUUGCUUUCCAAUCCUUCAACCGAGAUGGUAUUUUAUUGUUUAGCUCUCAAAAUGAAGACGGUACUGGACAGUUUAUAUCUAUAGCAAUAAGCGGAGGAUAUAUAGAGUUCAGGUAUGAUACAGGGAAUGGGCCAAAACAAAUUCGUCAUCCGUAUGAAAUCUCCAAACACAAGGUCCAUCAAGUCAUAGCCAAGAAGAUGGGUCAGAAGGCAAUGCUGAUAGUGGACAAUAUGGAACCUGUUGUAGCUAUCACCAUAGCAACGGAACAUUACCUAGACCUGUCCGGUAGACUGUAUCUAGGAUAUUUACCACAAAAUCUCAGCUUUGUCUCUGAGAAAGUUGGGGUGAACCAAGGAUUUGUCGGUUGUGUAGAAAAGCUGACGGCUGGGCAUAUGGACAUGGCAAGAAUAUUUAACCUGCAAUAUCCCAGUUCCUCUACUCAAAUAGUAGAUGGUUUAGAUGUUGGACCCUGUGAAGAGAAUCCUUGCGGCAGUAUGCCAUGUUUGAAUGGGGCCACCUGUAUAAUGCUAAACAAAGAGAUUUACCAAUGUCUCUGUUUCAAAGGCUACAAAGGAUCAAAUUGUGAGGAGCCUAUAGAUAUUUGCACAAAUUCACCAUGCCACCCAAGUGCUACAUGCAGCCUGGCGGAUACUGGAGAGAUCUUGUGUCAUUGUCCAGAAAGUAGAGAAGGGCAAUACUGCGAGUAUGAGAAACUAGCGGAGAUAGAGGUGCCAGAGUUUGGUGGAGAUUCCUUCCUGGUGCUGCCAAUAUCUGAUAAUCUGUCUGAACAAACUAGUAUAGAUAUUUGGUUCUUAACUAAAUCUUCUAAUGGUAUGUUGUUAUAUGCAAGUCAGUACCUUGGUGGCCAAGGCGAUUUCCUGUCUUUAAACAUUGAUGAUAGAUAUGUAGAGCUCAGAUUUGACCUUGGAGAUGAUCCUGUUGUAAUUAGGAGCACAGAUAGACUGAAGUUAGAUAAAUGGCACAAGGUGUCUGUAAAGAGGACAGCAAAAGAUGCAGAGUUGAUCAUAGAUGAUGGCCUUCCUGACAAAGGUUCUUCUCAGGGACAUCUUACUGGGCUACAAUUUACUGGUAGUCUGUAUGUGGGAGGUUUUAAAGAUAAGAGAGAUUUGCCUACAGGAUCACAUAUAACAGACAGAUUCAGGGGUGUUAUACAGAGGAUUUAUAUCAAUGGAAAGUUGAUUGAGGAACCAAUUAGUUCAGCUUUAGAGACGUUGCACGUAUCGCAGUACACUGGCCCACCAUGCCGUAUGAACCCUUGUUUGAAUGGUGGUGUGUGUAUACCAAAUCUGGACAAAGUUGACUGUAAAUGUCCGAAGCGAUUUAUUGGACAGUUAUGUGAGAAAGCUUUUGUUUCCGUUGCAGUGGCGGAAAAUUUGGAAACUAGUCGACCUGUGAGAUUUAACACAGAAACAUAUCUCCAGUAUUAUAAUGAGAUCAUGUCAAGUCAACCAGCACAGAAGGUAAACAAAUACCAAUUUCGAUUCCGUACACAUCAGUUGGCUGGGCUUCUUAUAUUCCAAGGUCAAGGACCAACUGUGAGUGACUAUAUAGCUCUUGUUAUUAGUGAUGGUUAUGUUGAGCUGAGUUACAACCUUGGCAAACAGUCAUUAAAUAACCUUCUACGGGCAAGAUCGUCAGUGUUUGUCAGUGACGGUGAAUGGCAUACUGUGCAUGCAGAAAGGGACCAUAGAGAAGGCAGGUUACAGGUUGAUAAAGAACCUAUGAUAACUACAACAUCAGAUUCAGGGGCCACACAACUUGAUACAGAUGGCAUGCUUUGGAUAGGUGGUCGGCGAGAUCUGCCUACAGGAUUGCCUCAAGACUAUUACAAAGGUUUUAAAGGCUGUCUAGGGUUUGUGUUUAUUCUUGACAAACCUUUACAUCUGUAUGAUCACAGAAACGGUCUUGGAAGUACUAUGGAGUUUUGUCACUUAUAGCAUGAGGUUUUCACGAUGAUCAUUCGCGAUACAUAAGUCAUCAUAUUUUUAAAAUCAAUCAAUGUUGAAUAUUUAUAUAUCCUAAAAGGUUGUGGCAAGAGUGUGUACAUGUGACAAAAGUCUUUCUGAACAAAGAGCAAAUUUCGAAGGAGUGAGUAAGAGAGAAUGAGAGAUGAAUAUGACAGACACAAACAUAACUUAAACUAGAUUUUUAUGCCACUAUCUGUUACAGUUUUGAUUGUUUUUUGUUAGCAAUUGACCAGAGAUGGACUGAUAUACUUAGUAAAUAAGUUCUAUGUCUGAGUCAACAAUAACCUGUGCUGUUUCUUUGUUUUAUAGUUAGGCCUAUUUUACUUUUUUGUACCGGUGGGUAUGUUCAAAAGAAUGAGUCCAGUGCAUGUGUUAAAGAUUGCAAAUUAUGUAUGUAAAUAUAGAUUUAUAUAUACAUUGU